Molecule: messenger RNA, 970 nt
Organism: Priapulus caudatus
Lineage: Eukaryota; Metazoa; Priapulida; Priapulimorpha; Priapulimorphida; Priapulidae
Product: proprotein convertase subtilisin/kexin type 5-like
Exons: 7
Coding region: 170-970 (266 amino acids)
Source: RefSeq, a predicted model, not a curated record
AUUCACGCAGGACGACGAGCAAAUCACGUGUCUCAGCUGUUAUCCGACCUGUGACCGCUGUGAAGGCCCGCUCGACACACAGUGCACCGAGUGUCGGGAGGAGUAUAAACUACACGAAGGCAAAUGUCAGGUGCCACGCGGAGGACCAGAACUUAAGUGUGGUGCAGACAUGUACGUCGACAACGCAGGCGAGUGCGGCAGUUGUCACUCUCUAUGUAAGACGUGCGUUGGACCCCGCGAGACGGACUGUGUCACCUGCUUCCAUGGAACGUUUCUGGACAUGUCUGGGUCGUGCGUGGACGCGUGUCCGGCGGGACAGUACCCCAGCAGCAGCGGCGAGCGCGUGUGUCUGCCCUGUAACAACAUGUGUCUGCUUUGCUCGGGGGGCGACGAUGCAGACUGCAGGUCUUGUCGCCCCGGCCUCCACCUGGACAACGGUCACUGUGUCGCCAGCUGCCCACACGGUAAGUACGCAGCAUCUACUGGUCGCUGUGAGCCAUGUCACGCGUCGUGCGCCGGCUGCCUCGGCUCCAGCGACAAGGACUGCAGCAGCUGUAAGCCCGGCAUGUUCCUGCUCGACUACGCUUGCUACGGCCGCUGCCCCGACGGUUACUACGCCGAGGAGGUGGACGGUCAGAUGACGUGUGUUACCUGUUAUCACUCGUGCAAUACCUGCUCAGGUGACGGACCAAACAAGUGCCUGAGCUGCCAGUCAGACUUCAUCCUGCGCGAACACAUCUGCUACGAACCAUGCUCAGACUCCGAGUAUUUCAACAGAUUCAAACAGAUGUGUGCGCGGUGUCACUCUAACUGUGCGACGUGUAGCGGACCAUCUGAGUCGUCGUGCACAUCCUGCUCCGACGGAUACGGACUCGAUGGCCCCAGGUCACGCUGCGUGCCGUGCUGCCCUCACCACGACGACCCGACCAUGCACGGAUGCUGCACCUGCGACCAUCAACACAGUACGUAA